AUGAAACCAUCUAAACUGCAAGAUCAUCUGAGAAGAUGCCACCCUGAUAAAACAGAGAAAGAUUUGAAAUACUUUCAAACACUCAAAGAUAAAUUUCAGAAGGGACCUACACUGGACAGAAUGUUCGCUUCGACGUCACAAAGAAAUAAUGGUUUGCGGGCGUCUUACAAUAUCUCGUUACUUAUAGCAAAAUCCGGAAAACCGCAUACUAUCGGAGAGAAGUUAAUUUUGCUAGCCGUUGAAGAGGUUUUAAAAACUGUUUUACACAAACCUGCAUCUGAUAUCAUUAAAAGAAUUCCCUUAAGCAACAAUACUGUUGAAAGACGUAUUGAUGAAAUGAGUUCUGAUAUUGAAAGUUUCUUAUGUAAUUAUUUGCAAACGAGCCAUUUCUCUAUACAACUGGACGAGUCAACUUUACCUGAUAAUGCAGCAUUAUCAUUGGCAUAUGUUCAUUUUAUUAUGAAUCAAGAAACCUACGAAGAACUGCUCUUCGCAAGAACUUUGAUGACCGACACUAAAGAAUUUCUGGAUACUAAAGAUAAAAUUUUAAAAGAAAAUUUAAUGAAGAGGAAAACAGACAUCGCAUAUUUAAAAACAAAGUCCAUCUUAUCAGCGUUUCUUGCCAGAGUUAAACUAAUGAAGCAAAAUAUUGGACGGGGCGAAUUUUCUCAGUUCCCCAAUUUGUCACAGACAAGCUGCCAGGAAGACGUUUCAACUUACGUUCAACAUUUAAAUGCCCUCUGUUCAGAUUUUGAAUCUAGGUUUGAGGAUAUUUUGACUAUGGUAAUACCACCGUGGAUAAUUAAUCCAUAUGGUGACAUAGAAGAAACGAAUGUCAUAAUACAAGAGGAACUGACUGAACUAAGUACAAACGAAGAACUUAAGGUUCAGUUUAAAUACGGAUAUCAGCAAUUCUGGCUGCAAAACAACAUACCCGUUACUUAUCCCAUUGUUGAUUCGGCAGAAUACAUAUUUCCAAUGAGAGGACAUUCUUUUCUACCAAAUGAUUCAGAUUUUGCUUCAAUAGAAAAAAAGAAGAGACGCUUAGAGAGAGCCGAGAGACCAGAGGAUUGGGUUAAAGUGAUUUUAAAUGCCAGAAUGAAACCCAGCCCAUUUUAUUUGGUGGAAGUGAAACAGUACGACUUCUUUGAUAUAAAAUCCGCAACAUCCAACUAUUUCCUAAAUAAUUCAGAGCCGGCUAUUGACAUUAAAAACAUCAGGAUUUUGAGAAUUACUAGCCAAACAUCCACACUAUUUUUAAAGGAUACCUAUAACGGACCAUUUCAAAUCACGAUCGUUGCUCAAUCAAAUUUACCUUGCACUAUCCAACUUGAAAGACACCUCAAUGAACUACUACCAGUUGCUUCAAAUAAAGCAGGAAGUUUAAAAUUGCUAUUACCGUUACUACGCUUCGUAUCUAACAAAGAGUACUACGAACGUAUCCAUGAUAAUAAUACACCUAACUCCGAAAUUAAAGAAUACGACGAUAGCACUAGAUGCGCAGAUUAA
This is a messenger RNA of Acanthoscelides obtectus, 1509 nucleotides long. The record is from the annotation of a GenBank genome assembly. Lineage: Eukaryota; Metazoa; Arthropoda; Insecta; Coleoptera; Chrysomelidae.